This is a messenger RNA of Ilyonectria robusta, 873 nucleotides long. RefSeq lists its product as uncharacterized. The transcript has a single exon. The record is from RefSeq and is a predicted model, not a curated record. Gene Ontology annotation, cellular component: nucleus. Gene Ontology annotation, biological process: poly(A)+ mRNA export from nucleus. Lineage: Eukaryota; Fungi; Ascomycota; Sordariomycetes; Hypocreales; Nectriaceae. The coding region runs from base 1 to 873 and encodes 290 amino acids.
AUGGCCGAGUACUCUUCCCUGAAGGUGCCGGAGCUAAAGAAGCUCCUGGCGGAGAAGAGUUUGCCGCAGACUGGCAACAAGGCCGACUUGAUUGCGCGCCUGCAGGAGAACGACAAGAAGUCUGAGAGCGACGCCAAGCCUGGUACGACUACCCCUUCGAAUGCGCGCGCGCAAACCCAUCACUUGGAUCGUCAUUCAGCUAACCCACAUCCCGUCGCAGCUGAGAACAAGGAAGACGAGAUUAGCUAUAGCGACGACGAGGCUCCUGCCGCCCCUGCCGCCGCCCCCGCUGCCGCUGCCGUCCCUGCUGUCGAGCCAGUCGCCGAGGCUCCCGCCGCUGAGGCAGCUCCCGCCGCGACUGCGCCAGCUGAGGAGACCGCCGAAGAGAAGCCCGCCGAGUCAGAGGAGAAACCAGCGGAGCCCGCGCAGUCCUACGCCAUCGGUCUCUCUUCUACCGCUGCCGACGAGGAAGCCAAGAAACGUGCCGACCGCGCCAAGCGAUUUGGUCUCGAAGAGGAUGAAGAUUCACAGAAGCGAUCCCAGCGGGCCAAUCGCUUUGGCCUCGACGAGAAGGAGUUGGCUUCCAGCCUCGAUUCUGCCCUCCCUGAGCGCCCACUCAAGCGUGGUCGUGAGCGUGUCGACGGUGAUAACUCUCGCAACAGUAAGCGACAGAGUCUUGACAGGAGGAGUGGUGGCCGACGACGCGGCCGUGGCGGACGCGAUGGCGGACGCGAAGGCGGUCGUGAGGGCGGCCGUGAGGGUGGUCGUGAGGGUGGUUCUCGACGGGAUGGCGCCUCCAGGGGUGGUAUCCUCAACGACCCCUCGGAGAAGGCCAAGGCGGAGAAGCGCGCAGCUCGGUUCGCUACGAACUAG